Molecule: messenger RNA, 2813 nt
Organism: Gadus morhua (Atlantic cod)
Lineage: Eukaryota; Metazoa; Chordata; Actinopteri; Gadiformes; Gadidae
Gene: map2k4a
Product: mitogen-activated protein kinase kinase 4a
Exons: 13
Coding region: 535-1827 (430 amino acids)
Biological process (GO): MAPK cascade; protein phosphorylation
Molecular function (GO): ATP binding; JUN kinase kinase activity
Source: RefSeq, a predicted model, not a curated record
CAGCUGAUUGGCUGUCACCUGGUCAGCUGAUCGCAGGUCGUAAAGCUUCAGCAAAGCUUCAGUUCGCCAUCCCAGCAAUUGGACGUUUCAUUAAAGUUAAGGUUGCUCUUCCACCGUAAAACCAGUUAGUUUAUCAGUUCCUUUAAACACGAGCCCCGUCUACGGAUUAAUGUAACAGCUCUCAGCGGCGUUGGUUCGAUUUUAAGGACGGUGUUAGCUUUAGCUUAGUAAGCCUAGCUGUUUCUGCUCUACUUCCGGGUAGCUGUUCUCUCUUUCCGGUUGGCUCUAAUCUCUACUUCCGGCUGGGCAGAAGGGUGAAGUCUCUGAUCUCUGGUUUCUCUGUUCUCCGGUCUCCUCUGGUCCCUGAAGUCUCUGGUCCCUGGUCUCCUCUGUUAGUGGGUCUCCCAGGUCUCUUUAGUCCGGGUCUCCUCGGUCUCUGUAGUCCUUGUUUCCGGGUUUCCCUGGUCUUUGUAGUCCGUGUUUCCGGGUCCUCCUGGUCUCUGUAGUCCGUUACUCCGCAGCCCAGAGCUGCUGAUGGACUCCAAACACACACCGACGGCGCCUCCCAGUCGGAUCAGCUCAGCGACACCAAGCCUCCACCACCUGAGCAGCACCGCAGCCCCGCACCACCAAGCCCAGUUCAACCACACCACCACCCUGAGCAACAUGCAGGAACCAAACACCUGCUGGAGAUGUCAGACUGAAACAGGCUUUCAGAUAAACCUUUCUGGAGCUCCCCCAAGUAAACGCAAAGCUCUGAAGCUGAACUUUGCCAACCCUCCGAUCAAAUCCACGUCCCGGUUCACGCUGCACACCGCCGGGGCAGCCUUCCAGAACCCGCACAUAGAGCGUUUGAGGACCCACAGUCUAGAGUCGUCAGGGAAGCUGAAGAUCUCCGCGGAGCAGCACUGUGACUUCACGGCCGAGGACCUCAAGGACCUGGGGGAGAUCGGCCGGGGGGCGUACGGCUCGGUCAACAAGAUGGUCCACAAGCCCAGCAACCAGAUCAUGGCUGUCAAGAGGAUCCGGUCUACGGUGGAUGAGAAGGAGCAGAAGCAGCUGCUGAUGGACUUGGACGUGGUGAUGAGGAGCAGUGACUGUCCCUACAUCGUCCAGUUCUACGGAGCACUCUUCAGAGAGGGUGAUUGCUGGAUAUGCAUGGAGCUCAUGGCCAUCUCUUUCGACAAGUUCUACAAGUUUGUCUAUGGCAAUCAGGAUGACGUGAUCCCCGAGGAAAUCUUAGGAAAAAUAACGUUGGCUACUGUGAACGCGCUUAACCACUUAAAAGAAAACUUGAAGAUUAUACACCGAGACAUCAAGCCCUCCAACAUCCUCCUGGACAGGAACGGUAACAUCAAGCUGUGCGACUUUGGGAUCAGUGGGCAGCUUGUCGACUCCAUCGCCAAGACCAGAGACGCCGGCUGUAGGCCCUACAUGGCUCCGGAGAGGAUAGACCCCAGCGCGUCCAGACAAGGAUACGACGUGAGAUCUGAUGUGUGGAGCCUGGGGAUCACACUGUAUGAGCUGGCCACGGGUCGCUUCCCCUACCCCAAGUGGAACAGUGUGUUCGACCAGCUGACCCAGGUGGUGAAGGGGGACCCCCCCCAGCUCAGCAACUCGGACGAGAGGCGCUUCUCCCCCAAGUUCAUCGCCUUCGUCAACCUGUGCCUUACAAAGGAUGAGUCCAAAAGGCCAAAGUACAAAGAACUUCUGAAAGACCCCUUCAUCCAGAUGUACGAGGAGCGCCAUGUGGACGUGGCCACCUACGUGUGCCGGCUCCUGGACCAGAUGCCCGCCUCCCCCAGCUCCCCCAUGUACGUGGACUAACCCGGGCGCCCUCCCUCUCCGGCCUCCACCCCGAGACUGCUGCGCGGCAACCUUUUCCUCGUCUUCGGUCGUCAUGACAACCUGAUGUCCUCGCCCCCUGGUCCUCGUCUCCCGGUGUCGUGGCAACCCCGGGUCCCCCGGUGUCGUGGCAACCCCGGGUCCCCCGGUGUUGUGGCAACGUGAUGCCAUGGCAACAUGGGUGUCCUGGUGUCACGGAAACCUGGACCCCCCCCCAGGGGUCGGGUCAACGUGGUCCCCUGGUGUCAUGGCAACCUGGUGUCAUGGCAACGUUGAUGGACAUUCCUCCAACCCCUCCGUUGUCGUUUGUUGAGGUCAUGUGACUCAAUCUGUAGUUUUUAGGCUUUUAAUGUGAAACCACAACUGUUACCAUGGGAUCGUCAGAGAAGGCGGUCACGUCAUCUGUUGGUAGUCACAUGACCCAAACAACAACAAGAUGGUUGUCCCACGCAUUAGUCCCGGACUGUAGGUACAAAACAUGUAUAGAACAAAAUAAAAAAAGAUGUCAGAAAUGUAUAAAUUACCAAAAUGUAAUUUAAAACCAAACCUGGUGUAAAUGUGCUUCUUUCACCGCAGUGUUAAGAAAAUACUUGUUGAAGCUAAACGCGGCGGUGGUGGCGCUGUCUGUGUAAUAUAUGGACCUUCACUCUCAUCCUCUCCUCGUCCACAGUGGAUAAACACGCUUGUUUACGUAUGAUAGUAACUGAAUAUAUAACACGGAGAAGCUCGGCACCAAAACCUGGAAACUAUACACACAAGAGGAGCAUUUCAUCUUCAAGACUAUUACUGGAAUCACCGUCUGUAUGAGCAACCCAUCUCCUCCCUAUGUAUGUAAAUAAAAGCUUUGUGUUGCAAUUUAACGGUCGCUUCUUAGGGUAUUCAGCGGCUAACGCUUUGAUGAAUACAAUCACGUGAUACCUGCUGACUCUGUGCUGAUAUAUAAAUAAAUAAAGAGAAUGGAAAUAAUG